AUGUCCGAAAAACAAGCACUCACAUCCAACAUGGACCCCAUCGACGCCCCUCCCACCUACGAAGCAGCACCACCAACCCGCACCCCUCUACCACGCCCACCACCCCUCUCCCUCCCUUUCCUCAACGACCUCCGCAACAAGCGCGUAAUCCUCGCCUCGGCCUCCCCUCGCCGCCGCCAAAUCAUGUCCCUCCUCGGCCUCCCAAAUAUCGAAGUCAUCCCCUCCAACACCCCCGAAGACCUCCCCAAGACCCUCCAACCGUUCGAGUACGUGCUAGCCACGGCCUCGAAAAAGGCACACGCGGUGUAUGAGCAGGAAAUCGCGAACGAAGAAAAAGGUGAACCGGGGUUAAUCCUCGCCGCGGAUACAAUCGUCGUUGAUAGUUCCAGCGGCGCUAUUCUCGAGAAACCGCAUUCAGAGGCGGGGCAUAUCGCCAUGCUGAAAGCGCUGCGCAACGCGAGGAAUCAUAAAGUGUACACUGCUAUCGCUGCGAUGGCGCCGCUGGUUAGUGCGCGGGACCCGGGAUAUGCUGUUGAGACAGCGAUUGAGGAGACCUCGGUGCGGUUCGAUGGCAGUGUUACGGAUGAGCUGAUAUUGGCGUAUGUGCGGACAAGGGAGGGGGUCGAUAAGGCCGGGGGGUAUGGAAUUCAGGGGCUGGGGAGUAUUCUUGUGGAGGGGAUUGAGGGGAGUUAUGAUAACGUGGUUGGGUUGCCGUUGAAGACUACGUUGAGAGUUAUUGAGAAGGUUAUGGCGAGGGCGGAUGAUGAUGAUCGGUUGGGUGAUGAGGAUGGGGAGGAGGAGGGGAGUGAGUUGGAGGAGGAGUAA
Aspergillus chevalieri is the source of this 825-nucleotide messenger RNA. Its product is annotated as nucleotide diphosphatase. Lineage: Eukaryota; Fungi; Ascomycota; Eurotiomycetes; Eurotiales; Aspergillaceae. The transcript has a single exon. Gene Ontology annotation, molecular function: nucleoside triphosphate diphosphatase activity. The coding region runs from base 1 to 825 and encodes 274 amino acids. The record is from RefSeq and is a predicted model, not a curated record.